CUGAACUACAGAGAUGGUGUCGGUUCUCCUCGUUAACGAUGACGGCCCGCCCGGCCCUGAGUCCCCCUAUGUCUAUGGGCUCUUCCAUCAUUUGACUCAUGCCCUUGGCUGGACAGUGAAGGUUGUUCUCCCAAGCUCUCAGAAGUCUUGGAUCGGCAAGGCUUAUCAUAUCACUGAAAUCACCAAAGGCGGUUACUAUUACCCCUGUCAUCCAGAUGGCAAGGGAAAUACCUCAGCUGUAUCCCGCCCGUUGAAAGAGGGGGAGUCUGCUGAAUGGAUAUUACUAGAUGGUACUCCCGCCACGUGCGCAAACAUUGCCUUACACAAUCUAUAUCCUGGUCAGAUUGAUUUGGUGAUCUCUGGGCCAAACUUUGGACGAAAUUCUUCAGCGGCAUUCACGCUAUCAUCUGGCACUAUCGGAGCGGCGAUGUCGUCUGCUCUGUCUGGCAUCCGAUCUAUCGCUGUUUCCUACGGCAAUGUUCUACGCCCGACACCGACUAAUCUGUUUGAGCCUGCCCACGUUUUAAGUGGAAAAAUCAUUCAAAAUCUUUGGGAGCACUGGGGGGAAGAUCCUGGUGGCUUGCGGAAUGGCGAAGUUGACCUCUACAAUGUGAACAUUCCCAUGAUUCAGAAGUUACUUGACAAGGAUGGUCUUGUUGUUUAUUGGACAAACAUCUGGCGAAAUUCAUACCAACGACUCUUCAAGCCCAUCCCACAAUCACAGCCCUUAGCUACAAAGCCCGCAAUCCCACCACCUGGUCCCGACACUCUUGCCAAAACUGAGUCCACCACCAAUUAUGGUGUCGAUGCUUCGUCGGACAGUAUAGGAAACCUUGCGUUCAAAUUCGCACCUGACAUCCAACAAUUGAUCACACCAGCCAUUUCAACUAUACCUAUUGGUUCCGACGGAUGGGCGAUUGCUCAAGGAGCAGCCAGUAUAACUGCCUUGAGGGCUAGUUUUGCUGAGGCGGAUACAAACAACGCUAGUAGAGAUAUCGCGCAAGUGAGGACCAUGAAACUGUAGUUGGCGAAAAAUGUUCAUCACUAGUCUUGACAAGCAUUGGCAACCCUCUGAAUUGUCCACUUCGUCAUCAGUCUUGUAGAUCGCUUCAUGUGUUCUAAAGCUUGCAUCCUAGUCGAUCUACUAGUAGAUUGAUAACUCCGUCAAUGCUACGACCACUAUCAGUGACCAUAACCAAUUGCUCUCUCCCCUCGACCCGAUACCGAAAGCACCUCCGGUAGUUGAAGCGUCUAAAAUAGCCUCCUUGUAUACCUUGAGCGAAUUGAUUAUCCAUGAGGCGUUCACAAAAUUUGAACCUGUCAUUAGCUGGUCCUCGCACGUUCCAGGGCAACCAGACGUAUCAUAAGAGUUGCCCGCCCAAUCUCCACAAAAGGUUAUAUCGAAUAUAAUGGAAUGAUUAACAAAAUAUUGUGUCAAGUUACACUGAGUUGGGUAGAGUGCCGCGACGGGUGUUCCCCAAUUCGACGGGUUCGGUUCUCCAUUGUCGAUAUCCGAAGGCACGGCAGAGCGGUAGAAUGACCAGACCGCGAUUCCAUCGGAAUCCCACUUCAUUGCGAAUACACCACCUCCUAUAGAGUCAAAGUAAGGCCCAUACGAGGAUUGGCUCCAUUCAACGACGCCACAACCGGCAUUGUCGUUUAUCAACGCAUUGCACUGUAAAUUAUCCUGGCCAUUCGUUUGAACUACGUCUCCCGAGAAAGAAUCAAGAUUGGUUAGAUUGCAACCUG
This is a messenger RNA of Coniophora puteana RWD-64-598 SS2, 1749 nucleotides long. RefSeq names its product sure-like protein. Lineage: Eukaryota; Fungi; Basidiomycota; Agaricomycetes; Boletales; Coniophoraceae. The record is from RefSeq and is a predicted model, not a curated record. Gene Ontology annotation, molecular function: hydrolase activity. Gene Ontology annotation, cellular component: P-body. The transcript has 12 exons. The coding region runs from base 14 to 1024 and encodes 336 amino acids.